Molecule: messenger RNA, 1801 nt
Organism: Cajanus cajan (pigeon pea)
Lineage: Eukaryota; Viridiplantae; Streptophyta; Magnoliopsida; Fabales; Fabaceae
Product: ATPase GET3B
Biological process (GO): tail-anchored membrane protein insertion into ER membrane
Cellular component (GO): GET complex
Molecular function (GO): ATP binding; ATP hydrolysis activity
Source: RefSeq, a predicted model, not a curated record
GCAGCUAUUUACCAAACAGUGUUUGCAAAGCAUUGGGCUCCUCUUUCUUCAUUUAUCUAUUUAUCGAUAAAAAGAGAAACCUGUCACGGCGCUGUGCAAGUGAACCAAAACGAAAGGCAAAGUGAGUUUCGAUUACGAAAAAUGGCGUGUCGCUCUGUCAUUUCAUCUUCUCUUCACAUAACUAACUCCAUGGCCAUAAAGGGUGUUCUCUCCUUCGCGCCCAACCCUCCUCUUCUUCAUCGUCUCCCCAAAGCUGUCACCUUUGUUUCCUUUUCUGCUUCCACUAAACCCCCCACUAAGUCAUUUCAAGUGAGAUCAGUGGCUUCUACUACAGAAGCUGCAUCAGGGUUUGAUGAGAUGGUUUCUGGGACUACGAGGAAGUAUUACAUGCUAGGAGGGAAAGGGGGUGUAGGGAAGACAAGCUGUGCAGCUUCACUCGCUGUUAAAUUUGCCAAUAAUGGACACCCCACUCUUGUGGUUUCCACUGAUCCAGCACAUUCUUUGAGUGAUUCUUUUGCUCAGGAUUUGACAGGGGGUGCGUUGGUGCCUGUGGAAGGACCUGAUUAUCCACUUUUUGCUCUUGAAAUAAACCCUGAGAAAUCUAGGGAAGAGUUUCGAAAUGCUGCCCAAAAAAAUGGUGGAACUGGAGUCAAAGACUUCAUGGAUGGCAUGGGUCUUGGAAUGAUUGCAGACCAGUUGGGAGAGCUAAAACUGGGAGAGUUACUGGAUUCACCUCCUCCUGGACUGGAUGAAGCCAUUGCAAUCUCCAAGGUUAUGCAAUUUCUUGAUUCACAGGAGUAUAGCAUGUUUACUCGAAUAGUAUUUGAUACAGCACCUACGGGUCAUACAUUGCGAUUGUUGUCAUUGCCUGAUUUCUUGGAUGCAUCCAUCGGGAAGAUACUGAAGCUAAGACAAAAGAUAGCUUCCGCUACCUCAGCAAUUAAAUCCGUGUUUGGGCAAGAAGAAACCCGGCAGAAUGCGUCUGACAAAUUGGAGAAACUUAGGGAGAGGAUGAUAAAAGUGCGGGAUCUCUUUCGUGAUACUGAUUCAACUGAAUUUGUCAUUGUUACAAUCCCCACGGUGAUGGCAGUUAGCGAGUCAUCUAGAUUGAGUGCUUCCUUGAAGAAGGAAAAUGUUCCUGUGAAGAGACUUAUUGUCAACCAGAUCCUUCCACCGUCUACAUCCGAUUGCAAGUUUUGUGCUAUGAAAAGAAAGGAUCAGAUGCGUGCUCUUGAUAUUAUUCAGAAUGAUCCAGAUCUCUCCAGCUUAUUGAUGAUCCAGGCACCACUCGUUGAUGUAGAGAUAAGAGGUGUUCCAGCUCUCAAAUUUCUGGGUGACAUUAUUUGGAAAUGACUACCACACAGUUACUCAAGUAGUGAUUAGGUUAAAUUUAGUAAUUUGCUGAAGUUGGCAGUUGAACCAUAGAUUGAUCGCAUGACACAAGCUUAUCAGAUUUAUAUAAUGAAGUUGUAGAGAGAGCAUUUGAGAUGUUCAAAUUCCGAUACUGGCAGUUCUUAAAGAGGCACUGGCUUCCAUUAUUUACAAGCUAGAGUUUCAAAACAGCAGAAAACUUUUUUUGUUUUUCACAUUAUAAACAGUGUUAUUGUAUAUUUAUUGCUCCAGUACUUGUAUUGUAUCUAUACUAUUUUUUUAGUUCUCUCCACAUUUGGUCCUUUUAUGUUGGGGAUUGUGAUCUUUUAUGUUUAUAAGUGCUGACUGUUCUUGAUGCACAAAUGAAACAACAUAAGAAAAGUUACAUUUCACAUAGUGAUUAUUCAUUUCAAAUACGGGUUUGUUUUUA